Molecule: messenger RNA, 1424 nt
Organism: Telopea speciosissima
Lineage: Eukaryota; Viridiplantae; Streptophyta; Magnoliopsida; Proteales; Proteaceae
Product: phytochrome-associated serine/threonine-protein phosphatase-like
Exons: 10
Coding region: 90-1001 (303 amino acids)
Biological process (GO): peptidyl-serine dephosphorylation
Cellular component (GO): cytoplasm
Molecular function (GO): protein serine/threonine phosphatase activity
Source: RefSeq, a predicted model, not a curated record
CUCUUCAGUUCUCUCUCUCUCUCUCUCUCUCUCUCUAUCUGUUCGUUAAAGCUCGAGAAGAUCAAGGGCAAUCGAUCUUGAAGUAGGACAUGGAUCUAGAUCUGUGGAUUUCAAAAAUUAAAGACGGGCAGCAUUUGAUGGAAGACGAGCUUCAGCUUCUAUGCGAAUUCGUCAAAGAGAUACUUGCUGAGGAGUCAAAUGUGCAACCUGUCAAUAGUCCGGUCACUGUUUGUGGUGACAUUCAUGGGCAGUUCCAUGAUCUAAUGAAACUCUUCCAGACAGGAGGUCACGUACCAGAGACAAAUUACAUUUUUAUGGGUGAUUUUGUUGAUCGGGGGUACAACAGUCUAGAAGUUUUCACCAUUCUUUUGCUUCUUAAAGCGAGGUACCCUGCUAACAUAACUCUUUUGCGUGGAAAUCAUGAAAGCAGACAACUAACUCAGGUUUAUGGUUUUUAUGAUGAAUGCCAGAGGAAGUAUGGAAAUGCUAAUGCAUGGAGGUAUUGCACUGAUGUUUUUGACUAUCUCACACUCUCAGCGAUUGUUGAUGGAACAGUGCUUUGUGUCCAUGGAGGUUUGUCACCUGACAUUAGAUCAAUUGAUCAGAUUAGGGUCAUUGAUAGGAAUUGUGAGAUUCCCCAUGAAGGGCCCUUCUGUGACUUGAUGUGGAGUGACCCUGAGGAGAUUGAAACUUGGGCAGUCAGUCCCCGUGGUGCUGGUUGGCUUUUUGGGUCCAGGGUCACAUCUGAGUUCAAUCAUAUAAACAACCUAGAUCUUGUUUGUCGGGCCCACCAGCUGGUACAAGAAGGUCUCAAGUACAUGUUUCAAGAUAAAGGCCUUGUAACAGUGUGGUCUGCGCCAAAUUAUUGUUACCGAUGUGGGAAUGUAGCAUCUAUUUUAAGCUUCAAUGAGAAUAUGGAGAGAGAGGUGAAGUUUUUCACUGAAACAGAAGAGAACAACCAGAUGAGGGGCCCAAGGACAGGAGUGCCAUAUUUCUUAUGAGCAAGGGAUGUGUUUGUCACUUAUAAAAUUAUUUCAGAAGUUUGGCGAUUCGUUGUUGUCGAUGGGAGGAGAAGAGAGAUGUAAUAACGAAGAAGCCUUCAAUACAUUGACUUGCAGGUAGAUCUUUAUUUUUGACGACUUGGUAGUUGCUGGUGCUUCUUUGGACUUGCCUGCGGGUUUUUGAUAUGUUUGUUGUAUAGUAAAGACACUAUUAGUUGUUGGUCUUAGCUGCUUACCUAGUUUUCUUUCCCUUCCAUUUUUUUUUAUUACUUACCUAGAUCAGUGCAUACUAAGAUUAAGACUGCCAUAUCUGAUACAGAAUGCAUGUGUUCAGCUGUGCGAAAUGUAAAGAUUCUUUUAGUGAAUCCUCUAAUUGUUAUAGAUGCUUAUCAUGUUACAAAUUUUACUGGCAACGUUCUUUCU